Molecule: messenger RNA, 740 nt
Organism: Didymella exigua CBS 183.55
Lineage: Eukaryota; Fungi; Ascomycota; Dothideomycetes; Pleosporales; Didymellaceae
Exons: 1
Coding region: 310-537 (75 amino acids)
Source: RefSeq, a predicted model, not a curated record
GGUGACAAGCAUUCGUAACCCUACCUCCCAAGGUCACAAUGCCCACAGCCCUACAGCACAGACAUUUAUCGAUCAAGAUACCAAAACCCCACAAGGCUCUCAGCUCGAACAUCAUAAAGAACCCCAUCAGUCGUCAGUAAAUUCCCAUAAGAUACUCUGUAGGCCCCUCACCACACUCUCCUUGGCAAACUCAACCCCUUCCUCCCCUCCUCCACCUCCCAGAUCUUCUCGUCUCCGGCCUGCAUCUCCAUCUCAUCCGCUGAGAACCCCUCUCGGCUCUUGACCUCGCUCCUCACACUACCACUCCUGAUGCUCCCGUUCUCGACCUCCUCCACCGCCCUCCUGAGCGCCCUCUCUUGUCUCCUGUUCCGCAGCACACAGAACUCGAUCGCUAUGUACGCUGCAAGGACGACGAGGGCGCCGAUGCCGAGACAGAGUCCUGCUAUGGCGGCGGGAGAGAGGGCCGAUGGAGUAGGUGCAGUUGGCGAUACGGAGGGAGCAAUUGGGGUGGCUGAUGAGAACGUGGUUGUCGGUUGAGCUGGGACCGUGUGAGAGGCCGGAGAUGAAGGUGUAGAUGGUGUGGGCGCGGAGGAGGAGUCGAUGACAAGAGUAGGCUGUGGAGCACUUGCUCGCGCGACGAGAUGGUUCUGGCAGGUGUGUUGGUUAAGUGAACUGACAUGAGAAAGAGAAGAGCAAUUACCAGGCUCUGCAUCUCGAGGCUCUCCUCUGCCGUGGCGUGC